Ustilaginoidea virens is the source of this 2748-nucleotide messenger RNA. RefSeq lists its product as uncharacterized. Bases 1 to 2748 code for a protein of 915 amino acids. Gene Ontology annotation, cellular component: phagophore assembly site; autophagosome. Lineage: Eukaryota; Fungi; Ascomycota; Sordariomycetes; Hypocreales; Clavicipitaceae. Gene Ontology annotation, biological process: protein localization to phagophore assembly site; autophagy of mitochondrion. The transcript is spliced from 3 exons. The record is from RefSeq and is a predicted model, not a curated record.
AUGCUGCCAAACGCCAUUCGACAAACUGAUGAUGCUCCUCCACUAUACCUUCCGAAAAAGAGCAGAGCAAGAAAUUAUCGAGACGAUUCUAGAAUACUUGAAGAGGCGGAGAGUCAUAUGGUGGUUGGUGAUGAGCAGCAGCAGGUAGAAGCCAAGUUCGAUGACGCGAGAGCAGAGGGAUCAGUUAUGGACUCAAGCCAGACUCCAGCUACAGCCUCCGUCCAUGGGUUAAGACGUGGACAGCCUCGGGCUAAACUAUUGGGCGCGCUUCAAGGCUGGGACCCCGAAGAAGAUGUUGAAAACGACGUGCCGGCAUCGCUGCUCAUGGAACCCCAUGAGAACCCGGGGCCAUUACCAUCCUUUCAGGCAGCACAGGCUCCUCCUAUUCCGCAGGCGAGAGAGAGGGACAAGCCACCAAAAGCACACAGAUUCACACUUACUGCCGCCACACACGACGGACCUCACCGUGAAAGAAUCCGGAAUCUGUCCACGCUAUCGCGCCCACGGUCGUUGGCGAGCGAUUUGAAGCUAAACGGGCGGAGGGAAAGAGCCCUAUGGAGGUGGGCCAAUGUUUCGAACCUUGACAGUUUCACACGCGACGUAUAUGAUUACUACGAAGGUGGAGGUUUAUUGUGCAUUCUUUGCUCAAAUGCUCUGUGGCUUCUGGAAACGCUUUUCGUGACGGUCUUGUUGACAUUUCUCACGCAGUGCGUCGACUACAGCAAAGUGCCGGAAAGCAGAGCUUUGGACCAAGUCAUUGUCAAGCAAUGCACUCGAAAGAUGUCGAUUACCUGGAGCUUGGGAAUCUGGUUAUACUCGUUCUUUUUCAUAUGGAAGUCGGUACAGUAUUUCUUCGAGAUCCGUCGAUUAAUCUACAUCCGGGACUUUUUCGUGCAUCUGCUCGAAAUCCCGGAGCAGGACAUGCAGACGGUUUCAUGGCAGGAUGUCGUGGCGCGAAUAAUGACCUUGCGCGACGACAACCCCAAAACUGCCACAAACAUUCCCCGCAACCUCCGCCGGUUCAUCGGGAGCCAGUCCAAGGAGAGACUGGAUGCUCACGACAUAGCGAAUCGUUUGAUGCGGAAGGAGAAUUUUCUCAUCGCCAUGAUAAACAAAGAUGCUCUCAAUCUCUCGCUGCCCCUGCCUCUUCUCCGUGACAGGCAGCUGUUUUCGAAAACCAUGGAGUGGUAUCUACACUACUGUAUCCUCGACAUGGCCUUCAAUGAGUUUGGCCAAGUGAGACAGGAUUUCUUGCGCGCUGACCGAAGGUCGGCGUUGAGCCAGAAAAUGCGACAGCGAAUGUACUUGGCCGGAUGCUUGAAUCUCAUUUUCGCUCCCGUGGUUCUCGCCUACGUCGUCAUUGUGUAUUUUUUCACGUAUUAUAAUGAGUAUCAAAAAGACCCAAAGAUGGCAGCGGCGAGAAAGUACACGCCCCUCGCAGAAUGGAAGUUUAGAGAGUUCAACGAGUUACCCCACAUAUUCUACGAGAGGCUUCACAUGUCCUUUCCGUUCGCGUCGCGAUACAUUGAGCAGUUCCCCAAGCGCAUGACGGAAGAAAUCGCCCGGAGCGUUUCAUUCAUGGCGGGAGCCAUCAUGGCAGUGCUCGCCGUCGGCACCGUCCUGGACUCAGAACUCUUCCUCGGCUUCGAAAUCACCAAAGACAGAACUGUUCUAUUCUACAUUGGCGUGUUCGGAGGCAUAUGGGCCCUUGCUCGGGGCAUGGUUUCUGAGGAAACGACCGUCUUCAAUCCCGAGUACGCAUUGCGCAACGUCAUCGAUUACACGCACUACAUGCCCGAUCACUGGCAGGGACGACUGCACAGCUUCGAGGUCAAGCAGGAAUUUGCCGAGCUGUACAAGAUGCGGGUCGUCAUCUUCUUGGAGGAAGUCUUGGGCAUCAUCACAACUCCCCUGCUGUUGUUCUUCUCCCUGCCCAAGUGCGCGGACCAAAUCGUCGACUUUUUUCGCGAAUUCACGGUCCACGUGGACGGGCUCGGAUACGUGUGCUCCUUCGCCGUCUUUGAUUUCAAAAAGGGGGUGGAGCAAAGCGCCCCUCAAAGGGCCGGUGGCAUGGACGUCCGAGAAGACUAUUACUCCACAAAGCACGGCAAAAUGGCCGCUUCCUACUACGGCUUUCUGGACAACUACGUCAUCAACCCCAAGACCGGGAUUCCGGGACACAUGCCGCCCGGCAGCCGGGGCCAGUUCCACCCACCGCCCGUCUUCCCGAGCCUAAACUCGCCGUCUCUCGCCGUCGACGUACAUGGGUCCAACAUGGUCCAACCGGACUGGAACAGGACCCGAGCCCGGCACGGGAAUAACCUCUUGACACAAAACCUGAGCAAGCCAGCGGCAGGCCCCGUCAUUCCACAGCUGUCACCAAUGGCCUCGAUAUUGCUAGAUCCGCACAACCAGCCCACGGCUCCCCCAGUGGGGGGGACGAGCCCCCAGCAGCACCAGCAGCACCAGCAUCACCACCACCGCCAGCCCAGAACUGGGUCUUACGCAGAAACCCAGGUCGCCGACCAAGACGUAGGUCGCAGAAGCGAACGGAGGAGGGCUGCAGAGCUCAACAACGAUGCCUACGAGGAUGCCGGGCUGGACGAGUCGACGUGGGAGACGUCCCCGGGCAACGGCCCCAGCAGAGAGAACAGCUCGACAAAUCCUGAAGAUGUGGAAAAUGGCGUCCUGGGGCUGAUAUAUAAAUUUCGUCAAACCCAACAUACCCGUCGCAGCGGCCUAGUCUAG